Pyrgilauda ruficollis (rufous-necked snowfinch) is the source of this 394-nucleotide messenger RNA. RefSeq names its product CASP-like protein 4U1. The transcript is spliced from 2 exons. The annotation marks the transcript as partial. Lineage: Eukaryota; Metazoa; Chordata; Aves; Passeriformes; Passeridae. The record is from RefSeq and is a predicted model, not a curated record.
GUUUGGGCACACCUGGGCACCGCGCCGAACCCCGCCCCCCUGCUGGUGGCCCCGCCCCUCGUCACCUUGGGCCACGCGCAGGCUCCGCCCCCCAGCGCCGGCCCCGCCCCCUUGGUGACGACGCAGGGGGCGGGGCUGAACCUGGGGCUGGGGUUGGCGCUGGCCCCGCCCCGGGCCACGCCCACGCUGCUGGCUCCGCCCCCCGGAGGGCCCGCGCAUGCUCUCCCCGCCGCCUCCUUGGCCACGCCCACUCCCACAGGAGGCCCCGCCCCCGCGGCCACGCCCACGCCAAAUAUGGGCAAGGGGGCGGGGCCGGCGCCCGCCCCGCCUGUGGCCGCCUUCGCGCUGCCCCAGCGGCUCCUGCUGGCCCCGGACAUGCAGGCCCGGCUGCCCU